Messenger RNA from Hemiscyllium ocellatum (epaulette shark), 4523 nucleotides. It is a transcript of the gene caskin1, whose product is annotated as CASK interacting protein 1. The transcript has 21 exons. The record is from RefSeq and is a predicted model, not a curated record. Gene Ontology annotation, molecular function: protein binding. NCBI's taxonomy places the organism in Eukaryota, Metazoa, Chordata, Chondrichthyes, Orectolobiformes, Hemiscylliidae. Bases 237 to 4409 code for a protein of 1390 amino acids.
AUCAGGAAUUACUGCAAGCUGUCAAAACCGAAGAUGUACCUGCAGUGCAGAAGCUGUUGCAAAGGCCGAAACAAGGCAAAGCGAAGCUGUUAGGAUCUGCCAAGAGAGUGAAUGUGAACUUUCAAGAUCUAGAUGGAUUUUCUGCUCUGCACCAUGCUGCACUCAAUGGGAACACUGAGCUCAUCUCCCUAUUGAUUGAAGCCCAGGCUACGGUGGAUAUCAAGGACAAUAAAGCUAUGAGGCCGUUGCACUAUGCUGCGUGGCAAGGGAAGGCUGAACCAAUGAAAAUGCUCCUGAAGGCAGGGUCGAGUCUCAACUCCCAAUCAGAUGAAGGCCAAAUCCCAUUGCACCUUGCUGCGCAGCACGGACACUAUGAAGUGUCCGAGAUGCUUUUGCAACAUCAGUCAAACCCGUGUAUAGUGGACAUUGCUGGAAAGACACCUUUGGAUCUGGCCUGUGAAUUUGGCAGAGUUGGGGUGGUACAGUUACUCCUAAGCAGUAACAUGUGUGCUGCUCUUCUUGAAGCAAAGCCUGGGGACAUCACUGAUCCCAAUGGAACCAGCCCUCUACACCUAGCUGCCAAGAAUGGACAUAUCGACAUAAUAAGGCUUCUGCUGCAAGCUGGAAUUGAUAUCAAUCGUCAGACCAAGGCUGGAACAGCUCUACAUGAAGCCGCACUCUGUGGGAAGACAGAAGUGGUCCGUUUGCUACUGGAAAGUGGGAUUAAUGCACACAUCAAGAACACUUACAAUCAGACGGCCCUGGACAUUGUUCAUCAGUUUACAGCAACCCAAGCAAGCAAAGAGAUCAAGCAAAUGCUCAGAGAUGCCUCUGCUGCCCUGCAGGUCAGGGCUGUGAAAGACUACUGUAACAAUUACGACCUGACCAGCCUUAAUGUGAAAACAGGGGACGUUAUUACAGUUCUGGAGCAGCAUCCUGAUGGGAGGUGGAAAGGCUGUAUCCACGACAACAGGACUGGCAAUGAUAGAGUGGGCUAUUUCCCAUCGUCUAUUGCGGAGGUGAUUAACAAGAGAUCAGGUUCCCGUGGUUCUGAGUCGAGUCCUUCCCAUCUGUCUCCAGUGCAACCAGUCACGACCGCGCCUGAGGAGAUCUGGGUGCUACGGAAGCCAUUUGCAGGUGGGGACCGCAGCAGUGCAGGGAGCACAGGAAGCGUGGCCAGCGUUCGGAGCUCAGGAAGUGGACAGAGUGCAGGAGGCACCGCUACAGCCUCGGCUCCCGAAGGGAGUAAGUUACUACAAACAGUGCUAACUCCGAAGGGAUCCGCACCAGAGACUGCAGGAGGUGAAGGAGUCACCAAGUCAGAGCAGCCUGCAGGAGCUGCCCGGCACCAGAGCGGAUCCAGCUGCCCCUUGGCAGAACAACCAUACAGUGAGCCACAGCUGAAGAAAGCUGAGGCACAGUCAGAAACGAAGAGCCCAGAGACAGUUUAUAACUGGCUUAGUGAAUUCCAACUCCAGCAGUAUGCUGCUAACUUUAUCAAUGCUGGCUAUGACAUUCCAACUAUCAGCCGCAUGACCCCUGAGGAUCUAACAGCAAUUGGAGUAACAAAACCUGGACAUAGGAAAAAGAUUGCCAUUGAAAUAAAUCGACUGAAUCUCUCAGAGUGGCUGCCCAACUACCAGCCAAAUGACCUGAUGGAAUGGCUCUCCAUUAUUGGCCUGGCUCAAUAUUACAAGACACUAGUGGAGAACGGUUAUGAAAACAUUGAGUUCAUCACUGACAUCACCUGGGAGGACCUCCAGGAAAUUGGCAUCACAAAGUUGGGUCAUCAAAAGAAGUUUAUGCUCGCUGUGAAGAAAUUGGCAGAAAUCCAGCGAGCUACCCGCUAUGAGUCUGGCACCUUGAAGAAGAAAGCCCCCCAGUCGUUGGAAAUUGUGGCUAUAGAGUCUCCUCAGGGUGAAAAUGCUGAAUGCCAGUCUCCCAAGAUGUCUACCUUCCAGGACAGCGAGCUGAGCAACGAGCUGCAAGUUGCCAUGACCAGUGCCGGAGAUGGGAAGGACGGCCUUGAGCCGAAGCAAGCCAACCACGAAGGAGCAGGAGGAGGGAGCAAGCUGCAAAAGGCAGCCCUGUCCAAAAGCCAGGAAAACCUCGAUGGCCCCAGCCAACGAUCCAUCAUCACGGAAGUGGUCGGUCCCACAAGGCGCAGUCACCGGCAAGGGGUUCAAAGAGCGAGUGUGCCACCGGCACCUGGGAAGCCAAGAGAGUCCUUCUGUCACCCUCACCAAGCGCUGGUGUCGAUGUCAACCUUCACCCCACCGCAAACGCCCACAAAGCCCAGGCCUUCCUCUCCGCAGACCCUCAAUGUCCCUCAGGCCACGGCCAAAGUGAAGCCCAUCCCGCAGCUCCUGCAGACAGACCGGCCCAUGUCCCCGAGGUCUCUGCCCCAGUCGCCCACCCACCGAGGAUUCGCCUACGUGGUCCCACAGCCCGUGGAAGGUGAGGGGUCAGCAGCGCCUGGCCACACGUCGAGCCCGCUGGCGCAGGCCGUCCCUGUGCUGCCCAUCUCCGUCCCCGUGCUCUGCCUCCCUCCGCACACCGAUGAUUCCGAGGGAGACCCCUCGAGACCGAAGAAGCGGGCGCACAGCGUGAGCCGCUACGCCAUGUCUGACAGCGAGCAGGAGAAGGACGAGCUGGCCUUGCCCGAUGCUGGGCCUUAUGCCACGAUCCAGAGGCACGUGGCCCGCAGCCACUCGGUCAGGGGGCACUCAGCCGCUGCGGACAAAAACGUCAACCGAAGCCAGUCGUUUGCGCUGAGGCCGAAGAAGAAAGGGCCGCCGCCGCCGCCCCCGAAACGGUCGAGCUCAGCCAUAUCCAGCACCAACCUGGGUGAUGACCUGCCAAAGGAGAAGGAGAUGGGCAGCCUCAAGGAUCCCGACGCCAAGGCCAGGCUUAAGGAGCAGCGGAGAGCUAGUGAUGUCGGGGGAACCGUGGAAACGGGCAGUGUCGGCAGCGUAAAGAGCAUCGCCGCCAUGUUGGAAAUGUCGUCCAUCGGCGGUGGUGCCCGGGCCCUCACUCUGCACCGGUCGUUCAAGGCGGAAAAGGGCGGCGGCAGCACCUACGGCCCGAUGGUGCAGCCAGUGAGCUCGGAACAUUCCAGAGUGGCCACCGUGCUAGCCACCGUGAAGCGCGGGCCCCUCGACAGGUCCCGCGAUGCCAUCGGGCUGGACGGCGAGGUGAUCAACCGAAGGCGGACCAUCAGCGGACCCGUCACGGGCCUGAUCGUCGCUGCCAAGAAGGAGCGAGCCAACGGCGGGAAACCCGCGCGUGAAGCCGAGGCGCCCACCGACCGCCUUCAGGUGGAUCCGGCCGGAUCAUCAAGGAACAGCUCCUCGGAGAACCUGCCCUUCGCCGAGGAAGGAAACCUGACCAUCAAGCAACGGCCUCGCCAGCCGCUGAAAACCAACGGCGUAGAAUGUCUACCCCACCUCCAGAUCAACUCCGAGGCCGUGAGGCCACAGUAUUCCAGCCUCACUGCGUUCGAACUCACGAGCACACUGAAACGCAGAGGGAAGCCCAGACCCACCCAGCAGCAGGAGGUCAUGGCCUUCCAUUUAACAGAGUCAAAUACCGUCAAGCGGCGUCCAAAAACCAGGGAGAAGGAUCAACUGGAAUCUCCUCCAGAGGCCUAUCACCACGCGAUGCUUCAGAAUGGCACAGGAACCAUCAAGAGAAGGCCGGUGUCAGACAUGACAGGAGGAGAGACAUAUCCGAGCUUCUUAACUGUAGGAGAGAUCCCCCGAAGAAACAGCGGAGAUCACGCCUCCCACGUUUCAGACGGGGAGAUAAAAAGACCUGUUAAACCUCCAGUGUCUCCGAAACCCUCCCUUACCCAGCCAACAGGUUUAAAAAGACAUGGACCAUCAGCAGCGAGUGCCAAGAAGUCUCCAUUGCCCGGUCCUGGGAGUCCAGAAGUGAAACGUGCCCCACCCCCUGUGUCUCCGAAACCAAUCCUACCUCCCCCCCUGACCCCACCCAAACCCAUCAAACCCCACACCAUUCUGCAGUCCCUGAGUGCAGGCCCCACCCCUGUCCCUUCUCCUGCCAAGCAACCGACCAUCAAAGCAGCAAGCACACCGCCGUCCCUGUGUUCGAGCCCAGCUAAACCCAUCGCCGGUGCCCAGCCCCAGCAAGUCCCGGUCAAGCCACCCAGGUCCUCGAUAGCUGGCUCUUCCACUGAGAUGGCCACCACUGAAGUAGCACAACUGAAGCUGGAAGAGACCAGCGCUUCACUGGCAGCAGCUCUACAGGCCGUGGAGGAGAAGAUCAAACACGACGAGGGGCAACAAGUAGAGGCUGCAUCUGAAGUUAAGAGCACAGGCAGCAUUCUAGACGACAUAGGGAGCAUGUUUGAUGACUUGGCUGACCAACUGGAUGCCAUGUUAGAGUGAAGGCGAAGCAGUGAAAGGCAAGAAAACCUCAGGACUCAAAGUGGGCACAGUGAUCUUUAAAAUCCUAUCCAGACCAGUCUCAGACACAAUUCCCCUCUAUGAACCCAUCUGUUU